GCGUGACCUAGCCUUCCGAAUAAUCUCACUGCGCCUCCGCCGCCUUUCUUGGCACUCUUCGCUUAUUCGCCGUCUCGAAAAUAGCAGAUCUAAUCUCCCGCUUGUGCUUGCCGCUUCCUCACCCUCACCAGGCGCAUCCGACUAGAUCCUCCGCUGGUAAAGCAGCGUAAGGGAUAAUUAGGAAUUGGAGGCACGCAGGCGAUUGCUGCAGUCAGACUAGUCGGAGAGAUUCGAUCAGUUGGACUUUGGAGAGGAUGAAUACUCGGUUUGUGAAUUUGAUAGUGCAGGACUUGAGCCGUCGCAUGUAUUCGCUGCAUCGCCUGGAUCCCAUAAAGUACCUCUUCUAUCCGUCAACAGAAGCACGAAAAGCAGCACUAGCAAAAACGGAGAAAAACAAACCACCUAUGCUAGAGCGCUUGUCGGUUCUGCCUAAGCCGGAAAUCAAUUUUCAUCCCAUGUCUAGUUUAACACAUAGUAGUAUGAACAGGGAUUCGUUCUCUCUACUUGGAAAAGACAGUAUUGUUUUCAGUGACUCCUUUAGUAAGACGAUACUCUACAACAUUGACCUGGGAACUGUUGCAAGCAUCCCUCGUAUCAAUUCAUGCAUGGUUCCUUUUGGCAUGAGCCUCCCCAUGAUCCAAGACAAUCUUGUUGACCGGACAGAAGAUCAAUCUCUCUAUGUUAUGGACCUGUCACGUGACGCCAACAUCAGCAGCUGCUUCGAGGUCCUUAGAUGCGACAAUGGUUGGGGCUGGCAUACUUUGCCGGCGCCGCCAUUCCUCACUCACAAUCCUUCCUUCCAAAGAACCAUCAACAGGUGUUGCUACAUGGUGGUCGACAGCUCCACCAUCUGCAUAUCAUCUAUGGAUCAGGUCAUAGGCACGUACACCUUCGACACAGUGAGUCGUGUAUGGAGACAGGUUGGCAAAUGGGUACUACCCUUCUAUGGCAAAGCUGAGCAUGUCCCUGAGCUCAAACUCUGGUUUGGCCUCUCAGAAUGCAAUGGCUCUCCCAGGUUAUGCGCCCUGGACCUCUCUGCCAUGGACGCUGAGCAGCCACCAACACUGCAGCAUACUUGGGAUUAUCUUGAUCUGUUUGAGGAUAAGAAGACGGUGAUAUCUGAAAACCAUCUGGUUAACUUGGGCUCUGGCAUGUUUUGCAUUGCCACGCUCCUUAGGACUAUUCUGCACACAUUUAGCCCAGACUCCCCAUGCUCUUCAGGUGAGGAAAUUAUGAUGGAUAUGAUGGAUGGGGAGUUUAUUUUCUUAACUGGUGUGGAAGUAGAGAGAUGCUGCAACGAAGGUCAGGCUCCUUUCAAGAUGAUCAAGCACAAGUCUAUAUAUUAUGACUUGAAACACUGUACCAUAAAGUCCGUGCUCUAAGCAAGUUUUUGGGUCACAUGGAUGCUGCUCCUUGGCACGCUUCUCUCACAUUCACUCUCUUGCCAUGGCAAGUCCUUGGAAUAACUCCGAUGGACCUUAGUAUUGUAGCGUGCUAUAGAUCAUUUUGUGGUCUUAUUAUUUUAUUGGUUACUGCUUCAAAGGCUUGCCUAAUUUAUCUGUACGCUUUGUUUGUUUAAGGAAAUGUAUGAGACGCUCAGUGAUUUUCAUUUUUGCUUUUAUUUUCUAUCAGUACAGUUAACUA
This is a messenger RNA of Triticum dicoccoides, 1644 nucleotides long. RefSeq lists its product as uncharacterized. NCBI's taxonomy places the organism in Eukaryota, Viridiplantae, Streptophyta, Magnoliopsida, Poales, Poaceae. The record is from RefSeq and is a predicted model, not a curated record. The coding region runs from base 255 to 1382 and encodes 375 amino acids. The transcript is spliced from 3 exons.